This is a messenger RNA of Lycium barbarum (goji berry), 1092 nucleotides long. RefSeq lists its product as uncharacterized. The record is from RefSeq and is a predicted model, not a curated record. The coding region runs from base 1 to 1092 and encodes 363 amino acids. Lineage: Eukaryota; Viridiplantae; Streptophyta; Magnoliopsida; Solanales; Solanaceae. The transcript has 2 exons.
AUGCUAUCAAGAGUAUUGAAGAAAGUGGAGUCAACCGAUUCCUUUUGCAAAGAAACAAGAGAUGAAAUGAAAAUCUUGGGGCAAGUUGUAGGUUCUCACUCAACUUUAAUCAAGCAAUUAGAAUCACAACUUGGAAAAAUCUCGGCUACUCUCAAUCAAAGACAAAAGGGCACACUCCCUAGUGAUACGAUUGCAAACCCAAAUAAUUAUAGUGAUCAUAAAUGCCAUAAAAUCACUACUAGGAGUGGCAAGACAAUUGAGGGAGAGACAUUGGUGAAAGAAAAUUUCGUUAUUGAUGAUGAGAAACUUGUUGAAGAACCCAUGGUUGUUGAAGAAGAAGUGACUUCAAAGAAGAAGAGAGUUAGUAUUGAAAACCCUAUUAUUAUUGAAGAAGUGCCAGAAAAUGAAGAAGCUUCAAAAGGCAAGGAAGCGGCAGAUGGGGUACCAAGCGUUUUACCGCCCGUUCCAAAUCCUCCUCCUCUAUUUCCUCAACGAUUGGCUAAGAAAGCUGAUGAUGGUAAGUUUCUCAAGUUUAUCGAGAAAUUGAAAGAACUUUCAAUCAACAUCCCUUUGGUGGAAGCACUUGAACAAAUGCCCGGCUCUAUUGUGACAAAAACCUUGGUUCAAAAUAAUGACGAUCCGGGAGCUUUCACGAUUCCUUGCACUAUUGGGAUGUACAAAUUUGUAAAGGCCUUAGGUGAUCUUGGAGCAAGCAUCAACUUGAUACCACUUGCUAUCUUUAACAAGUUGGGUUUGGGCACUCCUCGACCUACAACAAUGUGGUUGCUAAUGGCGGAUAGAACUGUGAAGAAUCCGGUAGGUAUCCUUUAUGAUGUGCUUGUGAGAGUUGAUCGAUUUAUUUUUUCGGCCGAAUUUGUGAUUUUGGAUCCUGAACUUGAUUUCAAGUUUCCCAUAAUCUUGGGACGACCUUUCUUGGCUACGGGGCUUGCUUUGGUAGAUGUGGAAAGGGGUGACCUAAAAUUUAGAACGAAUUAUGAAGAGAUCACCUUCCAUAUUUGUAAAUCGAUGAAGCAACCAUCGGACAUGAGUGUAGUGUCGGUUGUUGAACAAUUGAUGAGGCUAUGGAGUUAA